This is a messenger RNA of Camarhynchus parvulus, 879 nucleotides long. It is a transcript of the gene MGARP, whose product is annotated as mitochondria localized glutamic acid rich protein. The record is from RefSeq and is a predicted model, not a curated record. Lineage: Eukaryota; Metazoa; Chordata; Aves; Passeriformes; Thraupidae. Gene Ontology annotation, cellular component: mitochondrion; mitochondrial outer membrane. The coding region runs from base 1 to 879 and encodes 292 amino acids. Gene Ontology annotation, biological process: anterograde axonal transport. The transcript has 6 exons.
AUGGGGCAGGUCGGUGUCGGCAGCCCCGGCCCCGCGCAAUGUGCGCUCCGCUUCCCCCUCCCGCCGCAGCCGGGGCUCCGCUCCGUCCCCGCCGCCACCGGGACAGCCCCGGCCGGGAGCGGCGUCCAGCCGGCUUCGCUCUGCUCCGCCGCUCCGCCACCAUGUCCCUCUGCAGGGGCCGCCUCGCAGGCGCUGGCCGCCCGCCUGAGCAGGGCCCCUGCCGCCGCCAGCCGCCUCAAGCAGCGUGCGCCUCCUCGCCAGAUGUCAUCUGGGAGUGUUCCUGGCUCUUCUAGAGACAGCAUGAUGAUCUAUCUCCUUGCUGGUGUUGCUGCUUUUGGUGGUUUAUUUUAUGCCUACAGAGUAGUCAGUUCACCCCGCAGCAAGUUUGUUGAAAAUACAAAUAUUCUUCGUGAGAGAGCUGAGGAGCAGAAAAGCAAUCCUUGGUCAAGAAAGGAAGGUGAUGGAGAAGAGGUGAAAGAAGUCACUGGAGCAGAGGAGGCCAUGGAAGAAGCUGAGGCAGCAGCUGCUGUGGAACCUGCAGCACAGGAGGAGAGUGCUGGACCCACAGCACAGGAUGAGACUUCUGGGGUGUCCCCAGAAGCUGGAGGGGAGGAUGACUCACUGGCUCCAGAGGAACCCCGUGCUAUGGAGGAAGCACAGCAGGAAGCUGCUACUAAUUCAGAAGCUGAUGCUAAUUUGGAACUUGCUGAUAAUUCAGAAGCUGCUGCAGUUCAAGAAACUGUGAAUAAAGUCUUGGAUGUUGCACCUUCUUCUGCCCAUGAGGAAAACUUAGACAGUGACAAGGAAGGAGCAGCCUCAGCAGCUCAAGAGAUCUCUGACUCAAAGAGCCAGGACAACGAUGCUGAGGAGUUGUGGUGA